Camelus dromedarius (Arabian camel) is the source of this 1179-nucleotide messenger RNA. RefSeq names its product BCL2 interacting protein 1 (gene BNIP1). NCBI's taxonomy places the organism in Eukaryota, Metazoa, Chordata, Mammalia, Artiodactyla, Camelidae. The transcript is spliced from 6 exons. The record is from RefSeq and is a predicted model, not a curated record. Gene Ontology annotation, biological process: retrograde vesicle-mediated transport, Golgi to endoplasmic reticulum. Gene Ontology annotation, molecular function: SNAP receptor activity. Gene Ontology annotation, cellular component: endoplasmic reticulum; SNARE complex. The coding region runs from base 60 to 746 and encodes 228 amino acids.
CGGUGCGAAAACGCGUUGGAACUUGGCCACCGCGGCUGCCCGUAGCCGGCAACCCCAACAUGGCAGCUCCCCAGGAUGUCCACGUCCGGAUCUGCAACCAGGAGAUUGUCAAAUUCGACCUGGAGGUGAAGGCGCUUAUCCAGGAUAUUCGAGAUUGUUCAGGACCGUUAAGUGCACUUACUGAGCUGAAUACUAAAGUGAAAGAGAAGUUUCAACAGUUGAGGCACAGAAUCCAGGAGCUCGAGCAGUCGGCUAAAGAGCAAGACAAAGAGUCAGAGAAGCAAGCGCUGCUCCAGGAAGUGGAGAAUCACAAAAAGCAGAUGCUCAGCAAUCAGACCUCAUGGAGGAAGGCUAAUCUCACUUGCAAAAUUGCCAUUGACAACCUAGAGAAAGCAGAACUGCUCCAGGGAGGGGACCUCUUCAGGCAAAGGAAAACCGCCAAAGAGAGCCUGGCCCAGACGUCCAGUGCCAUCACAGAGAGCCUCAUGGGGAUCAGCAGGAUGAUGUCCCAGCAGGUCCAGCAGAGCGAGGAAGCCAUGCAGACGCUGGUUAAUUCUUCCCGGACUAUCCUGGAUGCAAACGAAGAAUUUAAGUCCAUGUCGGGGACCAUCCAGUUGGGACGGAAGCUCAUCACAAAGUAUAAUCGCCGAGAGCUGACGGACAAGCUUCUCAUCUUCCUUGCCCUGGCCCUCUUUCUUGCUACAGUCCUCUAUAUUGUGAAAAAGCGGCUCUUUCCAUUUUUGUAAGGUCUGAGAGCUGCCAGCUUUUGCCCUCUGAGCUCCAGCAUCAGGAUCUAGCCACAAUCCUGAGCUCUGAUCCCGGCUAUCACACCGAUCCACGCCACCCCCCAGUCUGCUCCAGUCGCUCAGCAGGUCAGAUGGAAACACAGCCCCCCAGGUUUCUGCAGUUGGCUGGCACGUAAGGGGGCAAGCAGAGCAAGGGGAAGGAGGCCUGUCAUCGGGACACCUGCAAGGACACGGGGACUCGAAGAGCCGUCGCACAGUGUGGGUGGCUGCCACACGGGGCACCCAGAGGCCAGCGUCCGGGAUUCGAUGUUCCUUCCUUCUCCCUCUGCUGCUGCAGCCCUAAUGCCAGGUCUGGCGGAAGGAGAGAGGAGAGGGGACAGAGGGGAUGAAAACUCAUGUCCAUUCCUGGAAUAAAGUUCGCUGUAUUUAAUAG